This is a messenger RNA of Dermacentor andersoni, 732 nucleotides long. Lineage: Eukaryota; Metazoa; Arthropoda; Arachnida; Ixodida; Ixodidae. The record is from RefSeq and is a predicted model, not a curated record.
AUGUGCGACAACGACGAGCAGUGCGCAAUGAAGCCUUCAGCGGCGCUUGUGUGGGUCAUCCGUCUGGCCUUCGUGGCGAAGACAGUGACGCAGCCAUUUAGUGGUGCGCCGAAACCGGAGAGUUUCGGUUUUUCAAGCUACCUGCGACCGGGCGACGAAGCCGUUGCGACAUGCCUACUGAGAAAGACGUCGCCCGAGCAGACGGCGGAGCUGACCUGGGUCCGGGACGGCCGCCCGGUGACAACGUCCGCCGAUCGGCGAGUCGUCAUCGUGAAGGCCUCGCAGAACAGCCUCACCCUCGCCAUCAGGAACGUCCUGGUCGGAGACGUCGGCAACUACAGCUGCGUCGCCGACAGCGAGGCCGGCCGUUUCGAGACCACCGCGUCUCUCGUCCUCCACGCCCUACCCUCAGAGACGACCUCAGUUCCAAAACCGCAAAGUCUCGGCUUCCCGCCCAACCUUGGACUAGGCGAUCUUGCCAUUGUGAGCUGUUUCGUCAAGGGUGGCACGUCGCCUGGGCAGACGCUGGCACUCUGGUGGGACAAGGACGGCCGCGAAAUCGUCCCCGACCACCGCAUCGAAGUGCACACAACUUCGGCGAGCGGAGGCAUCGUGUUGAGCAUCCGGAACUUGCAGCCAGACGACGUCGGCAAUUACACGUGCACAGUUCGGAGCCCCGGAGGAUCUCAAGGAGUCACCGUACCACUCGUGGUCACCGGUGAUGUGCCCUAA